Messenger RNA from Cladophialophora psammophila CBS 110553, 521 nucleotides. RefSeq lists its product as uncharacterized. The transcript has a single exon. The annotation marks the transcript as partial. The record is from RefSeq and is a predicted model, not a curated record. NCBI's taxonomy places the organism in Eukaryota, Fungi, Ascomycota, Eurotiomycetes, Chaetothyriales, Herpotrichiellaceae.
GACGCAGAAUUAGCUGGAGGUUGGCGACAUCGAUUCGGCACCACCCAAGAGGACGCCGUUUGCUACUCAUCCACCCUUUAGCCAACGCUGGACCAGUGGAAAAGAGAGAUGCCCCAGGUGGACCGUGGUACAGCGAGAUGGCAAUCCCAGUGAAUGUGCAGGAAUAUUUUCACCACAAGUGGUGAUUGGCAAGGAUGGAUUGGCAAGCAAGUGUGAAACUUUGGCGAGGAGAGAGGGGACUACUCUGUGCGUGGUAAGCGUCGCUGCUUUGGCCUGUCCGCUGCUCGUUCCCGACAGGAGCUCGAAGAGGAAGGGCCCGGCCCAGAGGAAAUGUGCCCCAAACUCGACAAGGACGUGGCGACGAUCAAGGAGAGAUUCAGAAUGGCCCUAAGGAUAGCAGCAAGGCACGACAGGAGUGGCUUGGUGUGGGCAGGACUAGGCUGUGGAGUUUGGAAAUGCCCACGAGACAGGUCGCCGAAUAUCUGAAGGAAUGCUUGGGAGAGGCUGGGUUCGAGGGCUGG